Molecule: messenger RNA, 2272 nt
Organism: Sphaeramia orbicularis (orbiculate cardinalfish)
Lineage: Eukaryota; Metazoa; Chordata; Actinopteri; Kurtiformes; Apogonidae
Gene: prorp
Product: protein only RNase P catalytic subunit
Exons: 10
Coding region: 318-2177 (619 amino acids)
Biological process (GO): tRNA 5'-leader removal; mitochondrial tRNA 5'-end processing
Cellular component (GO): mitochondrion; mitochondrial ribonuclease P complex
Molecular function (GO): ribonuclease P activity; protein binding
Source: RefSeq, a predicted model, not a curated record
UACGCGACAGAAGUCAUGCCUGCUGCUACCGCUGCUGUGAGCAUUUAUGAGGUUUUGUGGCAGGAAAAGUGAUUUUCUGUUUAGGAAGCUAACGAUUGAGUUGUAUUAAAGGGGUAUUAUGAUCCAGAGAGCCAACAGGAAAAGGAUGGUUAUAUUUUGAUGACUGCUGACCUUUAGUUAUAGCAUGGUCAGUUUCUAGUCUCCAUAACAGGCUAGUUAUCCAAGUAACUAACAAAGUUUCUGUACUAAUUUUAUGAGAAACUUUCGUGUAAGAUAAGGAUAAUUAUAAGAACAGGAAAUAGCUGCUAUAUGCUAACAUGAGCUCAACCAUAAUUUGCAAAGUCAGACUGUGCUUGAUGCCCCUAAAGCCUGUCUAUAACCUUGGGAGUUCAAAUUUCCUCACUGUAUGCAGUUCAAACUUAUGUUCUGCUGCACACUUUCUGUGCACCAAAAAAACUAAUCCAAGUGUCAGGCCAACAGAUAGAAAACACAGUGGGCAGACUGAGGAACAUGGGAGAGGUAAAGUUAGGACCAUCCGGCAUAGAGAGGAAGAUUUAUGGAAUGGUGCAAAGGAGGAAAGAAGUAAGAACUACACUUCUAUGCAGCGACCCUACCCUAAGUCUGUGUUUGCUGCUGGGACGGCGAAGAGGACCGCAGAGAUAAUUAAAAGAAAAACAGCACUGGCCUGUGAGGAUGAGGACCAGCAUGUGGAUGAGCCCUCACGGAGGAAAGGAACAGGGAAGCUGGCACCUCCUGACCGUCCGCUGUCUCCUACUGAGUGGAGGACACUGAAGGAGUCUGUGGGUAAUCCCCAGCGCUUUGACGUCCAGAUGAUGUCUGCACUCUUCAACUCCAGAGCAAAUCUGGAUAUUCCCAAGUCUCUGCUGACUUUUGUAGCCAUGGAAACGGGAACACUGUCCUAUGAGCUACUGCUGCGAUACCUGACGCUGUGUGUGAACAGUGGCCAUGACACUGAGGUGUUUGACUUGUAUGACAUCAUGCGGGGAAAUUUCCCUUGUCUCGAGACAGGAGCCUUGAGCCUCUUUAUCAAGUCUUUUAGCCGGACAGAGAGGUGGAGGGAAGGACUCAACAUACUGCAGGAGCUCGAUAAGGUUUUUACCCCAUCACCUCGCAACUACGGUGACAUCAUCUCAGCAGCCGUGCUUCACGGUGACACAACAACUGCUUGUACUCUUUAUGAUGAGUUAAUAGACAAGGGACUGAGCCCACACCAGGAAACCUGGGAGGAUCUGUUUAGAGGAGCAAGAAAGACUGCACAGGAGGGAGUAGAAGUCAUGUCUCAGUCUGAAUAUGAGAAGAAACUGAUGGGAAUUCUGUUUUACAUGAGAGAUAAUCAGAUCUACCCCAAGAAGAGCCUCGCUGACUGCAUCAAGACCUGGUUUGAGAGUCUCCCUGGACAGAAUUGGACAGGAAGUUGGACAAGUGUCAACCCUAAGGGUUUAUGCAGGUGUUGUGGGUCUGAGCUAGAGUCCAUCCAACUGACAACUCAGGAAUACCAACAGCUGAAAGACAGAGUCAUGGCAGAUAUCAUCGAAGGACAGGAUGUUUUUAAGAAGUCUACGCCAGAGGAGCUGGAGAGAUUCAAGGCGUUUGUGAAGAGGAAACCAUCUUUUGAUGUGGUCAUGGAUGGACUCAAUGUCGCUAAUAUCAACAAAGAUAAAACCAAGCUGUCGGAGACGUUGUUGGCAGUGGUGUCGGAGUUUGCGCGUCAAGGCUUGGCAGUGCUGGUUUUGGGAAGGAAACACAUGCUACGGCCCUCGAAAACCUGGGACAGAAACGACAUGGCUCUUAUCCAGCAGAAAGCCCAUUUCUUCUUCACUGAAAACAUCUCUGAGGAUGACCCCUUUUUGCUGUAUGCCACUUUGCAUUCUGGGAACCACUGUAAAUUUGUGAGCAGGGACCUAAUGAGGGACCACAAGGCCUGCCUGCCAGAUGGAGCCAGCAGACGGCUCUUCUUCAAAUGGCAGAGGGGCCACCAGCUGGUGGUGGACGGACACGUUGCAGCAAGACGGAGAGUCCGAUUUCAGAGUAUUCCCAGCUACGACACCAUUGUUCAGACUUCAGAGGAUUUAUGGCAUAUUCCCUACGACGACUCAGAGGACAGGAGCACCUAUGAAGUACCACAGAAGUGGCUCUGCCUCUCCAAAGUGCAGUGAACUCACACAUGGUCUCAAGUGUUACUCAAAGACUGUAUUUGCUCCGAAAUGUUAUUGUAAAUUUGAUAUUGAAAAUAAAACUUUUACCAAAAGCA